Messenger RNA from Calliphora vicina (urban bluebottle blowfly), 4249 nucleotides. RefSeq names its product Leucine-rich-repeats and calponin homology domain protein (gene Lrch). The record is from RefSeq and is a predicted model, not a curated record. The transcript is spliced from 10 exons. Gene Ontology annotation, molecular function: protein binding. Lineage: Eukaryota; Metazoa; Arthropoda; Insecta; Diptera; Calliphoridae. The coding region runs from base 306 to 4121 and encodes 1271 amino acids.
UCUCGGUUGAAGGUGCACGCUCCAUGAAAACGACGGCGACCUCUUUUGUUAAAGAAGAAUUCUUAGAAAUUCUGUGUUUGUAUAAAUAAGAAUUAAAGAAAAGCCAAAGAAGUACAUAUUUUCUAAAAUAUAUACAAGAAGUAAAAUUUGGAAAUAAAGGCGAAAAAAUUAAGAAAAAUGCAAUUAUAUUUUUGAAUGAAAUUGAUGUAAAAGGAUUUUAUGAUUGUGUAUCUUGUAGUUUUCAUAUAAAUCGAGUGUGAUUGUGUGUGUUUUGGUGUAGAACAUUAAAUAAAAAAUCCGUCUAAAUGAGGAUGGCAGCCACAGCUGCCGUCUACAAUCGGCUCCACAAUACAAGUGUGGGUGUGGUUGGAGGCGGCCUUAGUACUGGACCAGCCGGUGGAGUAGGUGGCGGAGGUCUGGGUCACCAUCAUCAGCUGGCACGUUCUCUAGAACGCAUUCUAGAGGAGGCCCAUCUUAGUGGAGAACUCAUAUUGACCAAUAGGAAAUUGAAAGAUUUUCCAAAAACUGGUACCAAAUUUAAUCUCCACGAUACAGUCAUUGCAGAUUUAUCCCGCAACCGAUUUUGUGAAUUGCCGGAAGAAAUUACCACAUUUUCAUUUCUUGAAACGCUGUUACUGUACCACAACACAAUACGCAGCAUUCCGGAAUCGGUGAAACAUUUGACUUCGUUAACAUACUUGGACUUGCGCAGCAAUCAGUUGUCCUCAAUGCCGCGUGAAAUAUGCUUCCUACCCCUGCAAGUAUUACUAGUGUCAAAUAAUCGCUUGACAGCGCUACCGGAUGAAUUGGGUCGCAUGGAUCGUUUAACCGAUUUGGAUGCAUCAUACAAUCAGCUGACAACAUUGCCAGCACGCAUUGGUGAAUUACGUUCGCUGCGAUCGUUUUCUUUGCGUAGCAAUCAAUUGAUGUACUUACCUCGAGAAUUAACCUGUCUAACAUUGGUUUCAUUGGAUGUAUCGAAUAAUCGCAUUUCUAGUCUACCUCUUGAAAUUCGUCAAAUGUCGACGUUGGUUGAAAUAAAUCUUGAAAAUAAUCCUAUGACUUCACCGCCAGCUAGUCUCUGUGUUCGUGGUUUGGUGCACGUCUUUAAAUAUUUAGAAACUCAAGCAACCAAAGAAGAAAAAGGCUCCCGAGCAGGAGGAAAUUAUGAUGGUUACACCACUUUGAGGCGAGCACCACGUAACAAUUCCAAUGGCAAUGUUUUAGAGACACAUCGUGUAGCCAGACAUCAUGUGGAUUCCGGUUACAGUACAUGUGAUGGCAUUGACAAGCGUUGGUCGCACGAUAUGCCCCUGAAAUCAAAAAAUGAAUCUCCUAAACGUAUGACACCUACAACACCUCCAUUACCAAAGGCAUCAUUGCUGAAUGCUGAUCUCAUGGAUGCAUCAUUAACUUCGAGUACAAGCACCAUAGUCGAUGAAUCAAUUAGUGUAACAGCUGCUGUUGUCAAACCCUUAAACAUGGAAAGUCAGUCUACAAGUGAUUUGAGCUGUUCGCCAAUCAAAAGGAAAGAGGAGAGUAAUUUAAUGCAUUUACAACAACAACACCUCAAUUAUGCCCACAACAAUUCUAGUUCGAGUAGUGGUUCUACUCCCGAUUUAGAUGAUGGCAUCACAAUGGUCGAUCACAAUCCACAGCAACAACUAAAUGGUAAAAUCGAUGAUAAGGUCAACAAAAAUUUAGGAAAUAUACAAACUUAUAGGGAAUAUAAAGAAGCCUUAAAACAGCAACGUAGCCAAGAAGUCUACAAGUUAAAGGAACAAAAACAUGUUUAUGAUGUCAGUGAAACUCCCUCUCCACAGCCAAGCGAAGAUAUGGAAAUACGCUUGAAUGGUAAUGCGCAAAGCGCACCAGUGCCAAAAUCCAUAAUGAAAAAUAGUGCCAACAAUGCAAAUGCUACAUUAAAUGGUAGCAGUGUUAGUGUUAGUGGGGUGGGCAACAUUGUCGUCAGCAGCAAUGGUUGCAUCGAGGAGACUGUAGUUAUACCAAAGAAACCCAUACAAAAAGUUAUACCCUCUAGAAAUACCGAACUAAUGUCUUCAACGAAACAUGCUGCAAACGAUGUCCUAUCGACAGUUACAACAAAUGGCGACUGUAUUGGUUAUGUCAAACCGAGUAGUCCUAUGAAAACCCUAAAUGGUGGUAGCGUUGUUAGUGGUGGCAAUGGACUAACGGGUCUGGGAGUUGGCAUAUUAACGAAUAAUAAUAAAUUUACAACAACAACGAUGACGACAACAACAACAUCAACGACACCAGGAAGUAUGAAGUCACCAGUUGGCAAUAACAGCAACAAAAUAAUAACUGGCAAAGCUCAUCGAACUGUUACUUGGAAUCACGACAUACCGCCGGAGAAAUUAAGUUUUACAAUGCGUCGGGAAUUCGAUCGUCAAAGAGAGGAAAUUGAAUUAAUGACACAAUUACGCAGUAUUAUUGAAACUCGAUUAAAAAUGACUUUACCAGAUGAUAUUGCAUCCGCUUUAACUGAUGGCGUUAUAUUGUGCCAUUUGGCUAAUUAUGUGCGACCACGUUCGGUGGCCAGCAUUCAUGUACCAUCUCCGGGAGUAUCAAAACUAACUAUGGCUCGUUGCCGUCGUAAUGUGGAUAAUUUUUUAGAAGCUUGUCGUAAAAUUGGUGUUGAUGAGGAGUUGAUUUGCUCCUGUGCAGACGUCAUACCACUCUCUGCAACUGAUGCGGAUCAUGAUAAUGACGACAUCCUAACAUUAGAGGACAACAACGAAAGCAAACUAUAUCGUAACAAUAACAAUUGUAUAGAUGCAGAUACUGAGGCCAAAAGUAAUGAAGAACUAGAGCAACGGAAAAUUUUGCCAAAUCCAUCAGCUGUGUUGAAAACUGUGGCUGCAUUAAUUGCAAUGGACUACAAUCCUCAACAUCAAAAUAUAAAAAACUUGCAACAGCAACAUGAAUUCCAAAUGAAAUUACAAGAGUUUCAAAAUCAUCAACAAGUGUCACAACAUUUUGAGGAGUAUAAAAAACAAAACUUUUAUAUGAAUAAAAAACCAGAUUUAAGCAAUCAACGUCGUUGUAUGCUGCUGGAAAACCAUGAAUCAUUGCUUGAGGAGGAAGAGAAUGAGGAGGAGAGUAGAGUAAGAGGUGAAGAUGGAGAAAUACAGGAAUUGAUUAAAGAAGAGCAAAACAAAUUAACUGCAACCUGCACCAAAGAACAGAUGAUGAUGGAAUUACAAAAUUCCAAUUAUGAUAAGUUUGAUCAUUAUGAUAAUAAUUUAAACAGUGGUGGCGUUGGUGAUGACUAUUAUGGCGGUGGUCAUGAGGCAGACAACUGCUACAGCAAAAAUGGUCACAAUAAUGCCAGCAGCUGCAACAAUGAAAGAAAACAGAAACAUGUUGGCUCUUCCACAACAACUUUAAGUGUUGGCAAUCUGUAUCGUCAUUGUAAAUUGAAAACAUUUCAAAAAAUCAAAUUAAAUUUGAUUACACAUCACGGCAAUACUGGUGUUGGUGGUGGUAGUAGUCAUUGCUCCUCCUCCUCCUCUUCGUUGUUGUCAUCCUCAAUGGACGCCAACACGUUACAGACAAUUGUAGAAACCGAUAAUGAUGUAAUUACUGGCAAUACAUUGACGUCCUCCAAUACUGGUUUAUAUCAAAUUAUCGAUGAGAAAUAUAAAAUCAAAGAAACUUCAGCAACAUCUGCAGCCAGUACAAACAUUAUGAAAUAUAAACUAUUCGACUUGUCUUCAAUGGAAAAACCAUGCGAACAGUCUCCAACAACUUUGUCCUCCACACCAACAGCUCAGCCCACAGAUGAUAUAGCAUCAGCUGCAACCAUCAACAAUACAGUAUCGAAACGUAUUGAGUUCUUUGAACAUGCCAAUAUACCAAAUGGUGGCAUAAUUAAACCCAAAUCAAACAUAUACAGUAUUUAUCGCGUUAGCGAAAAUAUGGCGAUCGAAGAUGAGAAACUUGUUAAGAAUGUUGUCAAACUAAAAGAAGCUGGAUCUUUAAAAUCAACGGCAGCAGCAUCAUUCCUAUUAAGACACGAUUCCCAUACACUAACGAUCAUACUGUCGUGCGUUUUUAUUGUGACAUUUUUGCUGUUGGUCUUCUUUCCACUGCCAGGCUAGAACAUCUUGAAGGCGUUUUUCUAGAUAUUGUAUAUUAGUUUAAGUAAACACACAUACAUAUUUAUUAUAUUAAACUUGGCCAACCUCCAAACCCUUUCCUUACAUUCCUCUAAUACGUAAUUGCCAUU